Molecule: messenger RNA, 1579 nt
Organism: Brassica napus (rape)
Lineage: Eukaryota; Viridiplantae; Streptophyta; Magnoliopsida; Brassicales; Brassicaceae
Product: SNF1-related protein kinase regulatory subunit gamma-1
Exons: 6
Coding region: 168-1448 (426 amino acids)
Source: RefSeq, a predicted model, not a curated record
CUUCUGAAAUUUUCUCCGCUGCGAGAUCUCUACUAUUAUACGAUGGUGUCCCUAUCCUAAUGGUUGUAGAAAGCUUCUGACCGAAAAAAAGACAGCGUCUUUGGUUUCAUUUGGAGCCGUCGGAGGAUAAAGUCAGAACCUUUAUCACUGUGAGCUUGCCGGAGAAGAUGGCGAGUGUGCCGGAGAUAAAGAUAGUGAGGAGCGAGAGCUUAGGGCAUCGAAGUGAGGUGUCGAGCCCGGAAGCUAAGCUAGGGAUGCGCGUGGAAGAUCUCUGGGAUGAGCAGAAGCCUCAGCUCAGCCCUGACGAGAAGCUCAACGCCUGCUUCGAGAGCAUCCCUGUCUCUGCUUUCCCUCUCUCCUCUGACUCACAAGAAGACAUCGAGAUAAGAUCAGACACAAGUUUGGCUGAAGCUGUGGAGACACUAUCGAAACUCAAGGUCUUGAGCGCUCCUGUUGUAGAUGUUGACGCUCCUGAAGACGCCAGCUGGAUUGAUCGCUACAUCGGUAUUGUGGAGUUUCCAGGCAUUGUAGUCUGGCUCUUGCAUCAGCUGGACCCAACAUCUCCAAGGAGCCCUGCCGUUGCAGGUUCAAAUGGAACUUCUCAUGAUUUCUCCGCCCAUAUCCUGGAUAACGGAGAUGAUUCAGCUGUAACUUCUGGAAACUUCUUUGAGGUCCUUACUUCUUCAGAGCUAUACAAGAACACCAAGGUUCGAGAUAUCUCUGGAACAUUCAGAUGGGCACCCUUCCUUGCUCUGCAGAAAGAGAACUCCUUUUUAACCAUGUUGCUGCUUCUUUCCAAGUACAAAAUGAAGAGCAUCCCUGUGGUUGAUUUAGGAGAAGCAAAGAUCGAAAACAUAAUCACACAGUCAGGAGUUAUCCAUAUGCUGGCAGAAUGUGUGGGGCUUCACUGGUUUGAGGAUUGGGGAGUCAAAACUCUCUCUGAAGUCGGUCUUCCCAUUAUGUCAAAAGAUCAUAUCAUUAAGAUUUAUGAGGAUGAACCAGUUCUUCAGGCGUUCAAGCUGAUGAGGAGAAAGAGAAUCGCAGGCAUACCCGUUGUUGAAAGAAAAAGUGAGAAGCCAGUAGGCAACAUUAGCCUUAGAGAUGUUCACUUUCUCCUAACUGCCCCAGAGAUCUACCAUGACUACAGGUCAAUCACAACGAAGAACUUCUUAGUAGCGGUUAGAGAGCAUCUGGAGAAGCGUGGGGAUACAUCAGCACCUAUUCUGAGUGGUGUCAUUGCUUGCACUAAGAACCAUACGCUAAAGGAACUGAUUUUGAUGCUAGACGCUGAGAAGAUCCAUAGACUAUAUGUGGUGGAUGAUUCAGGUAACCUCGAAGGACUCAUCACUCUCAGAGACAUCAUCGCAAGACUUGUGUAUGAGCCACCUGGCUAUUUUGGGGAUUUCUUUGACGGUGUUAUACCUCUACCUCAAAACUACAGAGUCUAACAAAUGGUCUCUUUCUUUGUGUUAGUUUGUCUUUGCUUCUCUGUCUGUUUGUGCCAAAGGUCUUGAAUUUUGUCUUAUAAACGUUCAAACAGAGACAAUAAAAGAGGAAAGAGCUAAUCUUUGAGUGAAUA